CUAUAAGGUAAAAGGUCGUAUUUGAUUGUUGAUAAUUAUUCAUUAUCACUUCUAUUCGAUAACUAAAAAUAUUCAUCAGUUCAUCGCUCUUCAGAAUGCCGGAAACAUUGCUACCAAAAAAUUAUUAUGUGUUCGUUGCUGUUCUAACAGCUCAAUUCGGAAUUUUCCUCAGUGGAGUAUAUUACUCUUGGUCCUCUCCAGUGCUGGUAAAAUUAGCAAGCUUAGAUGAUAACCCCUUAGGCAGAAUCAUUACGCCAUCGGAACAAGUAUGGAUAUUAACAAUAGGCGUGUUCGGAAUGUGGAUGGGUGCCUGUUUAACCGGGGAUCUCUCCAGAAGAAUUGGAAGAAGACCAACUUUGAUAACAAUGACGCUUCCUCUACUAGUGUCUUUCGUUAUGUUAGCAUUCGCCAAACACAUUUGGUUGAUGUAUCUAGCUAGAGCCUUGGGUGGCAUAACCAAUGGAGGAAUGUUUACGUUGCUACCGAUAUAUUCUGGAGAAGUAGCCGAUCCGAAGAACAGAGGAAUACUUGGGGCUGCUCUCAAUCUCUUCCUCAAUGUAGGACUACUAUUUUCCUUUUGUCUUGGCCCGUACACCACCUACAAGAUGUUCAAUCUAGCAUUAACCUUUUGUGCGUUAUUAUAUACAAUCCUCAUCUUGUUGAUUAUUCCUGAAUCUCCUUAUUACUUAGUGGAAAAAGAUGUAGACAGAGCCGAGAAAAUACUGAAAAGACUAAGAGGACAAGACGAUGUGAAGCAAGAGCUGAAACAAAUACAACAAUACACAGAGUUAGAGGCGGGAGAUAAGGGAACAUUCUCUGAAAUAAUCAAGAGUAAGACAAUCAGGAAAAGUCUCAUAAUCGGAAUUGGGCUUUCGUGUUUCCAACAAUCUACCGGCAUCAGUGUCAUCAUGGGUUUUGGCCAGAUGAUCUUCGAAGAGGUAGACGGUUUUCUAUCCAGUGAUUUGAGUCUCAUAGUGCUCGGAUUUUCGCAAGUCUUGUUCGGAAUUGUAGCCCCUAUAUUCACUAACCGAUUUGGAAGGAAGAGUCUACUCAUUUCUUCGUAUUCAGGGAUUGCGAUUUCUCUGAUUUGCUUUGGAGUUUACUUCAUUAUGAAACAAUUGGAUGUAUCCGUAUAUGGUAUAUCAUGGCUCCCUUUGACAUCUUUGAUCGUUUAUAUGUUUGCUUUUGGUAUAGGCGCAGGAGCAGUAACAUUUAUUGUAGUGGGAGAAAUAUUUCCUUCAAGUGUGAAAGGAAUCGGUACAUCUGUCGCCAAUAUUUUGGCAUCUAUAACAGGUAUGGUCCUUGCAAAUGGAUAUACAAUAUUCAAAGAAUCGAUAGGUAUUGGGUUCACAUUUUGGAUCUUAGGAUGUUUUGGAAUUAUAGCAUCCAUUUUUUCUGCCUUCUGCGUUGUUGAGACUAAAGGAAAGACAUUGAAAGAGAUACAAGAAAUAUUGGACAAAGCUGAACGUCGCAAUAUACAACCAAUUGAGUUAUGAAAAUCUAUGAACCUCGAAUUUUGUAG
Molecule: messenger RNA, 1522 nt
Organism: Harmonia axyridis
Lineage: Eukaryota; Metazoa; Arthropoda; Insecta; Coleoptera; Coccinellidae
Product: facilitated trehalose transporter Tret1-like
Exons: 2
Coding region: 96-1496 (466 amino acids)
Biological process (GO): transmembrane transport
Cellular component (GO): membrane
Molecular function (GO): transmembrane transporter activity
Source: RefSeq, a predicted model, not a curated record